Messenger RNA from Enterobius vermicularis (human pinworm), 776 nucleotides. The record is from the annotation of a GenBank genome assembly. NCBI's taxonomy places the organism in Eukaryota, Metazoa, Nematoda, Chromadorea, Rhabditida, Oxyuridae.
AUGAUGGAAAGUGAAAACGGUAGGCAGCCAAAAUAUUUGCCAACUGUUUUAGCAGCAGCAUCGUUGGGACGAAAUUAUUACUAUGGUUCAGAAGCAAAUGGUUUUGCAACUGGUAGUGUGUAUCCAGCAACGGUUGCGUUUAACGAGACGACAACGCCAACUUUAAGGCGGAUACGUCCGUAUUACUCGCCCAGUUAUACCACGUAUCCGCCAAGUAUUAUGCAACCAUCGCGACGACACAUGAAAGCUCAAGAUGCCAAAUAUCCGCUAACGCUGAGAAUUAUUAUCAAAACUGCCGAACUGUGUUUGGGUGCUGCAAUCUUAGGUCUUGUAUUAGGACCAAUGCGGCAAUACUCGUUUCAUGAAUUUGUCACGAUGACAAAAACUGAAUGGCAAGGUCUGGUGGUUGGAUCUGUUUCCUGUUUUUCAGCGUUAGCCCUAUUUCUUCUCCUUACUUCUUGUAUUGCUCAUCAGCAACAAUUUUGGAAAAAAAUUGAUUAUUUUAUCAGUAUCAUUGGAUCAUUUUGCUAUCUGUUAACAGCAUUUGUGGAAGCAUAUUUUGCUGCAUGUUAUCCACCAAAUGGUGAAAAAAUAAAUUUGGUAUGUCAUCGUGCUGAAUGGAUUAUUGCUACGGUAAGCUGCAGUAAAUCAUUAAAAAUUAUGGUUACUUCUGAGAAUCAACAACAAAUACAGAUGAAAAAUGAAAACAACUGUGAAACAACUGAGUUUUUUAAGCAAAAAAAAAAAAAAGAAGAAUCUAUGCAGAACAUCUGAAA